Molecule: messenger RNA, 3304 nt
Organism: Abrus precatorius (Indian licorice)
Lineage: Eukaryota; Viridiplantae; Streptophyta; Magnoliopsida; Fabales; Fabaceae
Product: villin-1
Exons: 25
Coding region: 391-3117 (908 amino acids)
Biological process (GO): cytoskeleton organization
Molecular function (GO): actin filament binding
Source: RefSeq, a predicted model, not a curated record
UUGGAAAUUUCUGUGUUUUUGGUUUGUAUGGCCACUGUCUCUGGUGACACAGUGGAAGACGUACAACAGACACCACCUCAAAGGAAGCUGCGUCUGUUUCAUGAUUCAUCAUUGAUGAUCAAAACCUUCUUUUGAUCACAACUAGAAAGUGACAUUGGUGGGACCCUUUACAAGCUGGACGUGGGAAUAUUCAUCUUUUGUUUUUUCCCUGUCUGUUCAACCAUCCCCCUCACUUGUUGGUUCAAUCCUCAAUUCUCCUCUUCAAUCAAGGACCAAGCAGUGGUCUUUGUGGUUCAUACUUGGUAUGCUGAUUUCAGAGGCUUAAAGUGAGGAUUUUGAGAAUAAGCUAGUGUUGAGUUAUUUCAGUGGACCAUUAGAGCCAUAGUGACAAUGCCUGUUUUCACUAAAGAUAUGGAUUCUGCAUUCCAAACUGCAGGAGCAAACCCAGGCUUAGAAGUUUGGUGUAUUGAGAACCAGCAUUUGGUUCCGGUAUCAAAGUCAAGCCAUGGAAAGUUCUAUACUGGAAGCACAUACUUAGUUUUGAAUGCAGUCUUUCCAAAAAAUGGUCCUCCUCACUAUGACAUACAUUAUUGGUUGGGAAAUGAUGCAAAGAAGGUGGACUCAGGCCUGGCAUCAGACAAGGCACUCGAGUUGGAUGCAGCCUUAGGAUCAUGCAGUGUUCAAUAUCGGGAAAUUCAAGGCCAAGAAUCACAGAAAUUUCUGUCAUACUUCAAGCCUUGUUUUAUACCCAUUGAAGGAGUGUUUACUUCAAAGCAGGGGAACUUAAAUGGUGAAUACCAUGUUUGCAUGUACACUUGCAAGGGAGACUAUGUUGUUCAUGUGAAAGAAGUGCCGUAUUUGAGGUCAUCAUUGAAUCAUGAAGAUGUAUUCAUUCUUGACACUGCAUCAAAAAUCUUCCUCUUCAGUGGGUGCAACUCUACUAUUCAAGAAAGAGCCAAAGCUUUGGAGGUUGUUCAGUAUAUCAAGGAGAAUAGGCAUGGUGGAAAAUGUGAGGUGGCAACAAUAGAGGAUGGAAAAUUUGUUGGUGAUUCUGAUGUGGGUGAAUUCUGGAGUUUAUUUGGUGGUUAUGCGCCCAUUCCUCGAGAGUUGCCUUCUGUUCAAGAACCUGUGGCUCCAUCUAUAAAGCUAUUUUGGAUAAAUUUACAGGGAAAACUGUGUGAUAUUGGAAGCAAUUCAUUUAGCAAAGAAAUGCUUGAGUCAGACAAGUGUUAUAUGUUGGACUGUGAUGGUGAGAUUUUUGUCUGGAUGGGAAGGCAGACUUUAUUGACAGAAAGAAGAACGGCAAUCAAAGCUAUAGAAGAUUUUGUCAGAAAUGAAGGCAGAUCAGACAAGACUCAUUUGACAUUUUUAUCAGAAGGAUUGGAAAGUACCAUCUUUCGCACAUACUUUGCUAAUUGGCCAAAAACUGCAGAGCCUAGACUUUAUGAGGAAGGCCGCGAAAAAGUGGCAGCCAUAUUCAAGCAUCAGGGUUAUGAUGUGAAAGAACUUCCUGAAGAAGACAAUGAACCAUCUAUAGAUUGCAAUGGGACAAUAAAAGCAUGGCGAGUGGAUGGUGAUGAACUAUCCCUUCUUUCAGUUACAGAACUGACAAAGUUUUACAGCGGAGAUUGCUAUAUAGUACAGUAUACAUUUCCAGGAAAUGGAAGGGAUGAAACUCUGUUUUAUGCAUGGCUUGGCUCUGGACGUGUAAUGGAGGAUAAAACAAUUGCCAUUUCGCACAUGAGUAGUAUGGCUGAAUCAGUCAGAACAAAUCCAGUUAUGGCUCAAAUCCAUGAGGGUGAGGAACCAGCUCAGUUUUUCUCAAUACUCCAGAGACUAAUCAUAUUCAAGGGGGGAAACAGUUCAGGAUAUAGAAAGUAUAUAGAGGAAAAAGGUGUAGUGGAUGAAACUUACAAUGAAAACCUAGUAGCUCUGUUUCGAGUUCAAGGUACAAGUCCAGAUAAUUUGCAGGCCAUCCAAGUUGAUCAUGUUUCAACCUCCCUGAAUUCAUCCUAUUGCUACAUUCUGCAAACUAAAGGAUCUAUCUAUACAUGGAUUGGGAGCCUAUCUUCAGCUAGAGACCAUAAUCUUCUUGAUAUAAUGGUUGAACUGCUUAAUUCAACAUGGCUACCUGUAUCUGUAAGGGAAGGAAAUGAACCUGAUACGUUCUGGGAUGCUCUUGGUGGAAAGGCAGAGUAUCCAAAAGGGAAAGAAAUUCAACGAUUCAUAGAUGAUCCACAUUUGUUCGCAUUAAAAAUAACCAGAGGAGACUUCAAGGUGAAGGAGAUAUAUAAUUAUUCACAGGAUGACUUAAUUACUGAAGAUGUUUUGUUGCUUGAUUGUCAAAGAGAGAUUUAUGUUUGGGUUGGCUCACAUUCGGUUGUCAAAUCAAAACAAGAAGCCCUCAACCUUGGUUUGAAAUUUCUGGAAAUGGAUGUCCUUGUUGAAGGCCUAUCCCUGAACAUUCCUAUUUAUGUUGUAACGGAAGGUCAUGAGCCACCAUUCUUCACUCGUUUCUUUUCAUGGGAUCACUCAAAAGCAAAUAUUGUUGGUAACUCAUUUGAGAGAAAGCUUACAAUUCUGAAAGGAAAGCCAAAAAUUCUAGAAGGACAUAAUAGAACCCCAUUGAAAGCAAACUCCAGGGACUCUACCCCUAAUGGUCACAGAAGCAUUUCUGUUUUCUCCAAUGGGCGUGGAAGAAGCAGUUCACCUGUUCCUAGUGGUGCAGGUUCAGAUCUGAGGCAAUCAAGUGAUCGGCUUCUUUCGGGCCCUACUCCAGUUGUCAAGAAGCUCUUUGAAGGAUCUCCUGCCAAUAACAGUGCUGAACAAACAAUGCCACAGUCUGGUUCUCCAGCAACCGAACUGAACUCAUCAAAUGAGACUGCAAGUUCCACUCAGAAGGAUAGAAAUGUGGUUGGUGAGAAUUCAGUGACAUACCCUUAUGAACGCCUGAGAGUGGUUUCUGCUAAUCCAGUAACUGGCAUUGAUUUAACCAGAAGAGAGGUAUAUUUAUCUAUUGAAGAGUUUCGCGAAAAGUUUGGAAUGCCAAAAUCUUCCUUCUACAAGCUUCCUAAAUGGAAGCAAAACAAGCUGAAGAUGUCGCUGGAUCUAUUUUAGAGCAAGUGUGUUGUUUUAGGAGAGCAAGGCCAACAAAUACAAAUGCAUCUGUUUUGUGGUACUAUAUUACAGCAGUGUAGCAUGAUACAUUAAGUGUUGAGCUUGAGUUGCUCUCUUUUUUGUGAAAUACGUGUAAUAAUUAGUAUUCUUGACUACCUUACUACAUAUUUAUUCUUUCAUUUUAUCU